Messenger RNA from Candida tropicalis MYA-3404, 1203 nucleotides. RefSeq lists its product as uncharacterized. Bases 1 to 1203 code for a protein of 400 amino acids. The transcript has a single exon. Lineage: Eukaryota; Fungi; Ascomycota; Pichiomycetes; Serinales; Debaryomycetaceae. The record is from RefSeq and is a predicted model, not a curated record.
AUGUAUUCAACGGAUAAUUACUCAUCACUCAAUAUGUCAUCAGUCAUAAUUAAUAAUGGUCAACCUAAAGUCAAGACUCCUCUUAAAAAGGAAGAAUUGGAGCAAAUUGCUCGUCAAUUAAAGAAGAAACUUUCAAAAGCAAGCAUAACUGCAAAACAGUCAUUAUCACCAACAAAUGUCAAAACCACACCAAUGUCAUUACCAAAAUCUUCACCAUUGAAGAGCUAUAUCAUGAAGAAAAAUGCCAGUGCACACAAUCUUCACAAUGGUUCUCCCAUCAACAAUAUGGAUAACUUGAACUCGUCCCCGAUAAACUUAUAUUCACCAAAUGGUAAGUCACCAACACAUAUAAGGACACCAGCGGCAGCCUUCUUAUCUUCUUCCCCACUAAAAAAUAUUGCACAUCAUGACGCGGAUGACAUGCUAGAUUCACCAACUAAAAAGAGGAAGACAUCGCCAAAUAAAAUGGUUUUGCAAGAAAUUACACCAGAAAGAAAUGCACCACCAACGGCAACCAAGAAUACCCUUAAACCAUCCUUAGAGUUGGAAAGCACACCUACAAAGAAAGGUUCUAGAUCACCAACAAAGGAAGAGCAAACAACUCCAACUUUACCAAAGAGAGAAUUGUCAACCUCACAGAAUGCUCUUUUGAAAACUCCUAAACAAUCAUCCAAUAGCAAUGGUUUCAACGAUGCUGAAGGUGCUGAUUUAUUAAUGUUCUUAGCCACCUCUCCUUCUCCAGCAAGAGCAUUCUAUGGAAACACACCGCGUUCCGUCAGCAAACCUCUCCCGUCCAUUCAACAACAUUCCCCAUCCCAAUCAUCUCAACAACAGCAACCAUCAUCACAAUCACAGCCAUCACAACAGCAACAACAAACUUCUCAACCUGUUCCUCCAGUAUUGUCUGUAUCACAACCAAAUUCGCAGUCUUCUAAUUCGGGCGCUUCGGCGUUCAUUGCUCCACCUCCACCGGUAACUCCAAAGAGAGUAAUAACGAGUCUGAACACAAGAACACCACAAAACAGAUUGACUCCAUUCUUCAGUUCUUUAAAUGGUGGCCUUCCAUCUCAAGGGUUAGCUUUAACUCCUACGAGUUUUAACAUGAAUGAUUAUGUGACAUUCUUCACACCAUCACCAGGAGGUGCAUUCAAUAAGAACCUUUUGAAAACACCUGAUUUCCAUACUUCUUCACAGAAAAAGUAG